Molecule: messenger RNA, 2215 nt
Organism: Hyla sarda
Lineage: Eukaryota; Metazoa; Chordata; Amphibia; Anura; Hylidae
Product: serotransferrin-B-like
Exons: 17
Coding region: 1-2115 (704 amino acids)
Biological process (GO): antibacterial humoral response; iron ion transport
Cellular component (GO): extracellular region; early endosome; recycling endosome
Source: RefSeq, a predicted model, not a curated record
AUGCUCCUGGAGCACAGUCCGUGCACCAAUCCUAUUAAAGAACAUAACGGACAGAAAAGGACUACAGAUCGGGUGUCGGAAAUCUUUUGCCUAGCCUUGCCUAAAACAAGAAAUAUUCGCUGGUGUCUGACAUCAGAAAGUGAAUACAAAAAGUGUAAAGAUUUGGCAAGAUCUUGUAAGAGCUCAGACAUUACCCUCAUUUGUGUAAAGAGAUCCAGCCUCGAAGACUGUUUCACUGCCAUUAAUGAUGGAGAUGCUGAUGCGAUUACCGUAGAGAGUGGAAAUGUCUAUAAAGCAUCCUUGCACCCAUACAACUUGAAACCAAUCCUGGCAGAAAGUUACGGCCCUCAAAAAGAAACUUGCUACUAUGCAGUGGCCGUGGUGAGAAAAUCGAGCACUUUCAAGUUCAGUGAGCUGAAGAACAAGAGAUCUUGUCACACUGGAAUAGGACACAUGGCUGGAUGGUAUUCACCACUAACAGUUCUUCAGGAGAAAAAGAUGCUGAACUGGACUAUUGGAGAAACACAAAGAGCGGUCUCAAAAUACUUCUCCGCAAGUUGUGUCCCGGGAGCCUCCGAGCCAAAUCUGUGCAAGCAAUGUACAGGACGGGGAAGCAACAAGUGCAAGUCCAGCAAUGAUGAACCCUACUACAGCCCGAACGGGGCACUGAAAUGUCUUAGAGAUAAUAAAGGCGAUGUAGCUUUUGUGCCACACACGGCUAUUCCAGCUGAAUUCAGUAAAAAUUUCCAACUACUCUGCCCUGACAAUACCAGAAAGCCAAUAGACCAAUACCAACAAUGCUACUUGGCAGAGGUUCCAGUCAAUGCUGUGGUGACCAGGAGUGCCGGAGACAAAACUUUAGAUAUUGUGGCCUUGUUCCAGAAUGCUCAGAAAAAAGGAUGUAAACUAUCCGGCCCUAAAUACGGGAAGAAUCUACUUUCGAAGAACUCCACAGCCACUUUCAUUCCUCUACCAGCGGCAAUGGAUGCCUUCUUGUAUCUUGGGGCACACCACUUCACAUCCAUCCAAGCAAUGUCUGUGUCAAAUCCGACUUCCAAGGUUUCUGUGCGUUGGUGCACACAGAGCAGACAGGAGAAGAGAAAAUGUGAUGACUGGACACCUGCAAGUGGUGGGGCCAUUGAAUGCACUGAGGCGUCUUCUGCGGAAGAAUGUAUCCUACAAGUCUUGAAAGGUGAUGCUGAUGCAGUAACACUAGAUGGAGGGUACUUGUACACAGCAGGGCAAUGUGGCCUUGUUCCUGUAAUGGGAGAGUACUAUAACCAAGAGGAUUUGAAACCAUGCAGAACAAGUGGAUCAAAAACACAAGGAACAUAUUAUGCUGUUGCCGUUGUGAAGAAAAGUAACAAAGACAUCUCAUGGAACAAUCUUAAAGGCAAGAUGUCCUGCCAUACGGCUGUAGGACGCACUGCUGGCUGGAAUAUUCCUGUUGGUCUUAUUAAUAAGAAGAACAAUAACUGUGAUAUUGGUUCCUACUUCAGUAAAAGUUGUGCUCCCGGCUCUGACAUUGACUCGACCUUCUGUCAGUUAUGUGUCGGUGACCCCCAGAAAACACUCACAGAUACUAAGUGCUCCCCCAGUGAUGCUGAGGCUUAUUAUGGCUACUCUGGAGCUUUCAGGUGUCUUGUUGAAAGAGGAGAUGUGGCUUUUGUGAAGCACACUACUGUAUUGGAGAACACAGAUGGUAAAAACCCAGCAGAAUGGUCAAGGAAACUGAAGUCAAGUGAUUUUGAGUUGUUAUGCCUUGAUGGCUCUCGUGCAUUGGUCAGCGACUACAAAACCUGCAACCUGGCUGAGGUGCCUGCCCAUGCUGUCAUUACCCGGCCAGAGAAGAGGAAUAGUGUGGUAAAGAUGCUUAGUAAACAUCAGUCACUGUUUGGGCGGAAUGGAAUCCAGGCACAGAAAUUUCAGUUAUUCGGCUCUAAGGAAGGAAAAGAUCUUCUCUUUAAGGAUUCCACCCAAUGUUUGCUUGAGAUUGAUCAGAAAAUGAUGAUGGAGGAUUUUCUAGGAAAAACCUACUACUCAGCAGUGUCUUCCCUUAACAAGUGCUCCACUACAUCAGAUCUGCUCUCUGCCUGUAUGUUCCACAGCUGUUAAGUAAGUUUGGUGUGAAGAAUUAGAACUGGUGCGCCAUGUCAUACCCAAUCUUCAUCUCUCUUCAACAACUCCUUUUUAUUUUUCAAUAAAUUUUACAAAC